Wyeomyia smithii (pitcher-plant mosquito) is the source of this 1089-nucleotide messenger RNA. It is a transcript of the gene eIF3g1, whose product is annotated as eukaryotic translation initiation factor 3 subunit G. The transcript has 3 exons. The coding region runs from base 141 to 959 and encodes 272 amino acids. NCBI's taxonomy places the organism in Eukaryota, Metazoa, Arthropoda, Insecta, Diptera, Culicidae. Gene Ontology annotation, molecular function: translation initiation factor activity; RNA binding. Gene Ontology annotation, cellular component: eukaryotic translation initiation factor 3 complex; cytoplasm. The record is from RefSeq and is a predicted model, not a curated record.
UGUUAUUUGACAGCUGUCAAAAAAUGGUUCGGCCAUUUUGGUUGCUGGCGAAAAACUAGACAGUGACACCGUGUUCCGAGAAAUUCAAUUUUGGUGCAUAUUUCUGCUAAAGGAACAUAAUCUUCGCUACAAACGUAAAGAUGCCAGCUUUAGAUGAAAUCAAAUCCUCCUGGGCGGAUGAGGUAGAAUUAGAUUCCGGUUCGCUGCCUCCGCCUACAGAGAUCAUUGAAAACAAUCACAAAAUUGUCACUGAAUACAAGUAUAACAAGGAUAACAAGAAAGUGAAGGUGGUUCGAACGUAUAAGAUUUCCCGGUUGGUCGUACCGAAGAGUGUGGCUAAGCGGAAGGCAUGGGCUAAAUUCGGUGAUUCAGCCAAUGACACACCGGGACCUAAUCCCCAAACCACUAUGGUAUCCGAAGAUAUUUACAUGCAAUUUGUUAGCAACAAGGAGGAGGACCAGAAGCCGGAAAGCACGGAUACUUUGAAGAAUGUUAAGUGCCGUAUUUGUGAUGGCGAUCAUUGGACACUUAACUGCCCCUACAGCGGAACAUCGUUGGGGAUUGGUAAAGCCAAACAGGCCCCAGCUAUUGCAGAACCACCGGUUACCAGUGCCCCAUCGGUUAAGAGCGGUAAAUAUGUGCCACCAAGCAUGCGCGAAAGCCAAAAGGCAGGUUUGGGAGCUAAUCUGCGCGGCCGAGACGACACAACCGCCAUCCGUAUCUCGAAUUUGUCGGAAGCGAUGACUGAAGCGGAUUUGGAAGAGCUGGUGAAGAAAAUCGGACCACAUAGCAAAAUGUUUUUGGCUCGCGAUAAGAAUACCGGCCUGUGCAAGGGUUUCGCCUACGUUCACUUUAAAUCACGCCGUGACGCUGCGACCGCUAUCGAGCUGCUUAACGGACACGGCUAUGAUCACUUGAUAUUAAAUGUUGAGUGGUCCAAGCCGCAAAACCCGCAGUAAUAUACCGAUGGUUGGAAGAACAAAUUUAAAAAUGAUAAAAAUAACUUCUGUUCUUGUAUUAUUUGAUAGGGUGAGGUGAUUUAAAGUCAACUCAAAAAAUAUUGGAAUAAACGUAAUGAAAAAAAAAAAA